Molecule: messenger RNA, 1182 nt
Organism: Strongylocentrotus purpuratus (purple sea urchin)
Lineage: Eukaryota; Metazoa; Echinodermata; Echinoidea; Camarodonta; Strongylocentrotidae
Product: P2X purinoceptor 7-like
Exons: 3
Coding region: 1-984 (327 amino acids)
Source: RefSeq, a predicted model, not a curated record
AUGCAGCAGCGCAUCCCUGCCCUGCCCACCUCCCAAGAUCUGCGGGAUAGAUCAGAGACUCUUUUGACCCUGGAGGAAAAAACUAAGCUGAAGGCCCUGUUACACGAUUAUCAGGAAGUUGCCAAGGUCGAACUCGUCCUUGGCAAGUUCACCACUCUCACCCACAAGAUAGACACCGGGGAUGCCCGCCCAAUCAAACAGAAGAUGCCAAGAACCCCCAUCAAUUUCGCCAACGAAAAGGGGGCCCAUUUAGAAAAGAUGCUGAAAGCUGGAGUGAUACAGCCUUCUAUCUCAGAAUGGGCUUCUCCUCUCGUUUUGAUCAGGAAAAGAGAUGGCUCUGUUAGAUGGCACAAGAGAAAACCCAAGCCUCUACAGGACCACGCCAAUGCCGCCUUGCAGUUUUUGGACCACAAAUUCAUUGAGGAGCUGAGCCAAGAAGAUCAGCAGGAAAUAAUAACCAAUCUUCUAUCGAGAUUUCCAGAAUUAUACAUGGACAUCCAUGAUUCUUAUGACCGUGCAAACCAGAAUGAGCCAACAGUGGAGGAAUCUGACAGACCAGUCCCAAGUAGGAGUCAGUCAGGCACUGCAAGCAGGCAAGAUAGUGAUCCAGCCGCAGCACCUCAAGAUACCCCAACUCCAUCAUGGUGUAGGUGCGGUAAUCGUCAACAGAUGCCAACACAAAUUGAGAACAAAUGCUGUCGCUUGAAACACUGCUUCACCACAGAGCAGCAAUUUCAUGAUGCCGUUCUUAAUACUGUAGUACUGGCAACCUGCAUGAACCGAGAGAAGGAUCUAUUUCCACAUGACAUCCCAAGAGGAAAUCAGAGUUACCGCCAUUACGCUUAUAGACAGUAUACCUAUCUAGUGCACCACUAUCUGGGUGCUGGUAACAGACGCGUGGUUCCAUCAUGUGCGGUACUUCGUAUUAGGAAGCAGUAUCCAUCUGCAUUCUACAAGGGCUUCAUCAAUGGAGUGCAUGACUAGAUUUGACUUACAACUUUCAUCUUUUUCCAACUCUUGAGAUAUAUCUAUCAUGUUUGAGUAAAACUGUAGAAGUCUGCCAGUAAUUCACAAGCUUGCCGUUUUCUUAAUAAGUCUUGCCUUCUUCACACGAUCCAUUUUGCAUUGCAAAUACCUUGAAACUUAUCUGUGUACAUAUAUUUACAAGUAGAUAUUUAUUAU